AUGAUAUCAAGAAUUUGUCCAUUAACACGAUGUUCGUACAGUUCGACAGCAACAACAAUCGGUUCCUUCUACGAUAUUAUCAUAAUCGGUGGUGGAAUGGUUGGUAAUGCAAUGGCCUGCGCUCUUGGUUUGAAUGAACGUUUCAAAUCAAAGAAGAUACUUGUGCUGGAUUCAGCAGAAAUCAAAGCACCAAUAAAAAAUUCACCAUAUGGAAAUCGAGUUACUGCAGUAUCACCUCCAUCUGUAUUACUUUUUCAAAAAUUGGGAAUUUGGGAUGAUCUUGUGGAUUUGAGAGUGAAGCGAGUGGACAGACUUCAGGUUUGGAUUGAAAAUAUCAGUUUUGUUUUAAAUAAGGAUCGACGGAUUGAUUUGAAUUUUAUAAGCGGCCCUGUGGUUAUGGAUAGCUGUUCGCAUUCGUCGAUAAAAUUCGCCCAACCGGAUGCAACUAGCGAAGUUGCUUAUAUGAUCGAAAACAAUGCAAUCAUUGGAUUUCUUUCAAAUCGUAUCAAAGCAAGUUGCCCGAAUGUCGCAAUUAAGACGAAGGCAAAAGUAGUUGAUUGCAGGAGUCCAUCUAGUUUGAAUGAAUUUGCCGCAGUUGUACUGGAUGAUGGAACGAAAUUGCAAACGUCUCUUAUUGUUAAUAUUGGUGCCGAUGGUGCUAGAAGUAUGGUGAGAGAUAUGCUUAAGUUCAGAUAUACUUCAUGGGGAUAUGGGCAGUCAGCAGUAGUUGCAAAUCUUCAGGUCCAAGCUGUAAUGACAUGGUCGACAAGUACAGAGCAUGCCGAAGAAUUGCUUUCAUUACCGCCAGAAGAAUUUGUUCAUGAGCUUAAUGAGUUCUUGACCACUGAUAUUCAUCAGAAUUCCAUAACAAAUCAGUUUUUAUCACUUACGGAACAAGUGUUGAAAGGAAUAUUUUCCGUAAGUGAAAAGCCAAAACUUACAUUUCCGACGGUUAUAUCCGUAUAUGAAGAUACUCGUGCCAGAUUUCCGCUGGCUUUUGGACAUAGUUAUAGUUAUGUUAUACCAAGAGCCGCAUUGAUUGGAGAUGCUGCGCAUCGUACUCAUCCGUUGGCUGGCCAAGGAGUUAAUCUAGGAUGGAGUGAUGUGAAAAUAUUGCUGUGUUGUCUAGAACAAUGUGUAAUCGAUGGAGGUGAUUUAGGCUCACUUACAUAUUUGUCUGAUUAUGAUACACAAGCGCAGCGACGGAAUGUACCAGUGCAGGUAAUAUGCGAUUGGUUGAACAGACUUUAUUUGGCGAGUAGUACGCCACUGAUCCUUAUACGCUCUCUUGGUCUUAAUACGGUCGACAGAUUCACACCUUUGAAAGACCUUAUUGUUUACCGAACGUCAACGUAA
Acanthocheilonema viteae is the source of this 1356-nucleotide messenger RNA. The record is from the annotation of a GenBank genome assembly. NCBI's taxonomy places the organism in Eukaryota, Metazoa, Nematoda, Chromadorea, Rhabditida, Onchocercidae.